Messenger RNA from Polyodon spathula (Mississippi paddlefish), 4654 nucleotides. Its product is annotated as phospholipase DDHD1-like. Bases 360 to 3044 code for a protein of 894 amino acids. Gene Ontology annotation, cellular component: cytoplasm. The transcript is spliced from 14 exons. Lineage: Eukaryota; Metazoa; Chordata; Actinopteri; Acipenseriformes; Polyodontidae. The record is from RefSeq and is a predicted model, not a curated record. Gene Ontology annotation, molecular function: glycerophospholipase activity; metal ion binding.
GCGCUGUCACUGGAAGGCAGUAGCGGCCAGGCGCGUGCACGUGUUGCCGGCGAGUCGCUUUGAAAGAGGAGCCGAGCUCAACGGGAACGGAUCUUAGAGGACGGGUUCGGGACCGGAGGAGGAUUUCAAAACGGGACAGCCGGGCCCAGGGGGUUCUAUGUCUGGCUUCAGCAAGAAAGCCGUUCCGAGUCGGCACUGCUGCUGCAGGUGGUCGUCGUGGGAGGGGCUAGCAGGGAACUGUCAUUCCCAAUGACUUCAUCGUUAUCCAAAUAAUAACAACACGCAGAUUUGUAUCUAGAUUACAAAGGGUCAUAUACAUAACGCUGAAUUACAUUUAAUUUAUUUUAAUAAUAACAAUUAUGAGCAAUUACCCGGACAGGGCGUCUUUGAUAAGCGCAGAGAGCCCAGAUAAAAGCAGUCCCUCAGCCGGCGGCAGCGAUUGGGACCUGGGCAACGAUGUGUUCGUCUGCUGCUACGAGGAGCCGGUGGAUGGAGAGCGGAUUCACGGCGGGAUGCACUCUGUUCAGUCGGGUUUGGACCACCACCUGCUUUCCCUUCGCACCCGGCAUCGCUCUGCCGAGGAUGGCUUGGUGUUGGGCCUAGUGGAGGAGACUUACUCCAGCUUCCAUCAUAGCGAUUCUGACACCGGCCUCGAUUACCUGCACGCAGGGGAGCACGAUUACAGGGAGAGCGACGCCGGUUUAUCCCCUCCCUUCGAUACCAGGAAACGGACCCGCUCCAGCAGCUCUCGGCACCGCUACGAGGUUGUCACAGAACUGGGACCCGAGGAGGUGCGCUGGUUCUACAAAGAGGACAAAAAGACAUGGAAGCCCUUCGUAGGAUACGAUUCUUUGAACAUCGAGGUCAUGUACCGCAAGUUCUGCGAACUCAACCCAGACCAGGCUCGGCGCCCGGGGACAAGGGACACAGAGGAGGGGAGUGGGGUGGCGAAGGAGGUGGGCGCAGAGGAGGGAGCGAAUGUCGGGGGAUCAAGGCAAGGGUCUCUUGAGAAAAGAAAUAGCGAAGAUGCAGGAAGAGGGACCGAGGUAAAAGCAGAGGCUGUGAGGGACCCAAAUCUGAUCAGCAUCAAUUUUGAGCCCGUGUGUGUCAGAGGAGGGCUGUAUGAGGUCGACGUGAAAGAAAAGGACUGCUACCCUGUGUACUGGAAUCAGCAGGACCGGAUCCCGGUGAUGAGAGGCCAGUGGUUCAUCGACGGCACAUGGCUCCCCUUGGAGGAGGACGAGAGUGACCUCAUUGAGGAAGAGCAUCUGAACUGCUUCCGCGGACAGCAGGUGCAGGACAACUUCGACACAGACGUGGUUGCCAAGACUAUAGACAGCAAUGACGUUUUCUCCCGCCUCCCCCCUUUCUACCUCCCCUUUCUGUUCAAAUGGAGAGGAUAUCAGCCGAGCGCUGACACUGCAUGUCACAAGCGAAAGCGUUUCGAAGCCAUCCACAGCCUGAAGCUGAGCCGCAGCCAUGUAGACUGGCACUCUGUGGACGAAGUGUACCUCUACAGUGAUGCCACCACUUCCAAAAUUGCCCGCACCGUCACGCAGAAGCUUGGCUUUUCCAAAGCGUCGAGCAGUGGGACCCGUCUCCACCGAGGGUAUGUAGAAGAGGCCUCUCUGGAAGACAAGGCCCCUCAGGCCACGCACAUCGUCUUUGUUGUGCACGGCAUCGGCCAGAAGAUGGACCAGGGCCGAAUCAUCAAGAACACAGGCAUGAUGAGAGAUGCUGCAAGAAAAAUGGAGGAAAAGCACUUUUCUGAAUAUGCCUCUGAGCAUGUAGAGUUCCUGCCAGUGGAGUGGAGAUCAAAACUCUCUCUUGAUGGAGACACGGUAGACUCCAUCACUCCAGACAAAGUGCGUGGACUGAGGGACAUGCUGAACAGCAGUGCAAUGGACAUCAUGUACUACACCAGCCCACUGUACAGGGACGAGAUUACGAAGGGUUUGACUCAGGAGCUGAACCGCCUGUAUUCCCUGUUCUGCUCCCGCAACCCCGACUUUGAGGAGAAGGGGGGUAAGGUGUCGAUUGUCUCUCACUCGCUGGGCUGUGUCAUCACAUUUGACAUCAUGACUGGCUGGGACCCGGUGCGAAUGUACCAGCAUGUAGAGCGUGACCUCAAGGAGACUGACAUGAGGUGGCUGAGCUAUGAAGAGCGUCACCUUCUGGAGGAACUGCAGCUAACCAAGCAGCGGGUAAGAGAAAUUGAAGAGCAGCUGUACAGGGUGGAAAACUCCGCUGCUACAGCCUCACCAGCCUUGAAAUUCAAGGUUGAGAAUUUCUUCUGCAUGGGGUCUCCACUCGCGGUAUUCCUGGCUCUGCGGGGGAUCCGUCCUGGGAACAACGGCAGCCAGGACCACUUCCUGCCCAAGUCCAUCUGCCGUCGACUCCUGAACAUCUUCCACCCCACCGACCCCGUGGCUUACAGACUGGAGCCCCUCAUUCUAAAGCAUUACAGCAACAUCUCCCCUGUCCAAAUACACUGGUUUAACACUACCAACCCCGAUAGCUACGAGCAGGUCAAACCGACGCUCCUCAAUCCCGUUAAAGAGACUACCUGUGCCUCUGACACUGAGAGCAUCCCCAGCCCUAGCACCUCCCCGGUGCUGGCACGCCGCCACUACGGAGAAUCCAUCACCAGUCUCGGCAAAGCCAGCAUACUGGGAGCGGCGAGCAUUGGAAAGGGCAUCGGAGGAAUCUUCUUUUCACGAUUCGGACGUUCUAGUGCGAGCAUCGCAGCAGACGGCAGCGCAACAGAGCUGGAGGACAAACGACCCCUGGAGAGCCAGGCUAGCUGCACCCUGUCAAGCACAUCCCAGUCUCAGACCAACCCCGGCAUCAUCGACAACACACUGGAACUGGAGAACCGCAUCGACUUUGAGCUGCGUGAGGGCAUGGUGGAGAGUAGGUACUGGUCUGCUGUGACUUCGCACACGUCUUACUGGUCCUCACUGGAUGUGGCACUGUUCCUGCUCACUUUCAUGUACACAAAGGAGCAGCCUGAUCCCAGCGAGGAUGAUCCAGACCCAGUGUAGCACGCCUGCACACUUGCACCUCGCUCCUUGACACUGGAGGACAGUCUGGAUCCUGUGGAACCCUCAACACUGGAGUCUCGCUCGCUCGCUUACUCUGUCACACAAGAGAACCAUUAGUCCAGACCUGUAAAUGCUGGAGUCUCGUCUGUGAACCCAGACCACAGAGUUUACCCCUGAUCUGCACAUGUCCAUACUACUGGAGCGUAAUUCAUUUCCGAGACCUGGAGUCUCCCACACAAGAAUAAUCUGGAGCCGUUACAAAACUGGAUUGUCGCCCUUACAGAGUCUGCUGUCUGUGUGAUACUUAACACAGGGCAACACCUUCCUGCUCACAAUGAUCCGGGCCUUUGUUCCUCAUCUGAUCGCUGUGCAAACCCCAUUCACUGGCUCUCCACAGUGAUCUGGACUUGUCAACUGGAGACUGUCACGCUUAAGUCAGGAGCCUGCAAACCAAACUCAUUCACUCGCAACUAUUCCUGUCCUUUCUUGUGCACUCAUCUGAACACUGGAGAUGGCCUGCCUCUGUCCUUCACAGGAGUACAGGAAACCCAGUCUGUAUUAAACAUUUUUUAUUAAGUUUUGUCUUGUUUUAUGUGUAACCCAGAGUUUUUUUUUGUUUGUUUUUUCUUUUUAAAAAAUAUAUAUAUAUAUAUCAAUGGCUCGUACUGUUAAGGCUGUGAAAUCGUAUUGUGCUCCUCAACAAGCAUAAUCGUAUCGACCCUGAUGUGCCACUGCGUUCUAGUUUGAUUAUCUUUGAAACGCACAGAGGAUCUGCCUGCCUCUACGGACAGCUGCUGGCAUUAUCCUUCACAAUAUGAGAAACUCGUUUUAGGGAUGAGCUGCAGUGUUCUCCGAUUACCUUAUAUCAUUGUGCAGUUUCAUGACCCACGGAGCUUCCUUUCACUUUGAACAAUGAAAAGCAGCAGCAAAGAAAAAGAAACUGCAUUACGGUGUAUUUCCACAAGAUACAGAAUAUACAGUGCUUUCAAGUGCCACUCCAAUGACUGACGUACAUUUCUGCAGCUUUUGUUUUGUUUGAUCAAAUUCAGCUUGGCUGGUGUAGGAGAGAAUGUUCUCGCCUCCCUACUGUUUCCAGGCUGAAUCCUUCAAACAAGAAAUAAAAGCAAGAGGGACUGAUGUACAAUGUUUACAAUUAAACCUGUAAAACUGUAGUGGUAUGUGUUCAUUUAUUAUUUUUAUUAUCAUCCUCGUUUUGGGUUUUUAUUUAUUUGUAGCCAAACUGCGACACACCCCCAGGAAUAGAGGGGUGAGCGGGGCAGUUUGCCACCAGGCUGGAAGACAGCACAGCAAAGGCACAGGUUUACUACUUCACUAGUGAUAGAAUAUAGAAUGAGCAAGGUCAAGCGAGAAUAUGUAUGAAGUUGACAGGUGUAACUAAAAAAUGAAAACCUGUGUACAGCAAUCGUGUUCAUUACAACAGCACUAAAGCUGGGAAAGGGGUGCAUUCUAGUUUUUAAAGUCAGGAUGCCUGCCUGUCCACAGGGUGUCACUAUUUCUGUUGUCGGCUGAAGUUAUUGUUCUAUGAUAGCUGACAUACUGGCUUCUAAAAGGUCCCUAACUAAAGAUUUCCAGACUAUAUGCUUUUUUUU